AUGCACUAUAAUUGAUUCAAACACUUUUCUAAUCUUAGAAUUUCAACCCAACUUUUCUUUCUCUGCUUCCUCUUAUUAUAUAUUUUCCUCCCCUUUACCAAAUUCAAGAGAACAAGUUGAAAACUUUCGCAAAAAAAAUUCCAAAAAAAUGGGGUUUAUAGAUUUAUUAGUGGUAGCUUUAAUACCAGUUGCGAAAGUGCUAUUGGUAUCAAUUGUAGGAUUGUUUAUGGCAUUAGAGCGUAUUGAUUUAUUGGGGGAAAAUGCUCGUCAUCAUUUGAACAAGAUUGUGUUCUAUGUUUUUAGUCCUUCUCUUAUUGCAGCUAACUUGGCUAAAACCGUCACCUUUCAAAGUUUUCUUACCUUGUGGUUUAUGCCGAUAAAUAUAUUGAUUACGUUUUUAAUAGGAGCAAUAUUAGGAUGGAUGCUUGUUAAAGUUACGAAACCUCCUAAGCAUCUCAAGGGGCUCAUAAUUGGAGCUUGUUCUGCUGGGAAUAUGGGUAACUUGCCCAUCAUCCUAAUUCCUGCGAUGUGCAAAGAGAAGGGCAGUCCAUUUGGAGCUACUGAUGUUUGUGAGACUUAUGCUUUGUCCUAUGCGUCUCUUUCCAUGGCGAUAGGUGCGGUUUACUUGUGGUCAUUUGUGUACAACGUUAUUAGGAUUUCUGCUGAGGAAGUAGCAAUAGAUAAAGAUGCAAUUAAUUACUCAAGCAUCAAUAUUAAGGAGUCCAAUCAGGAACCCCUCCUUCCUUGCAGUGAAGAUUUGGUUAUACACCCUCACUCUAAAUCAUUGGUUUCAUUACCAGUCAAGAUACACCAACGUAUAAGAACUUUUUUAGAAAAGGCCAACCUCAAAGCAGUGUUUGCACCAUCAACAAUUGCAGCGAUACUUGGGUUUACAAUUGGAAUGGUAUCUCCGAUCCAAAAAUUGAUGAUUGGCAAUGAUGCUCCACUUCAUGUUGUCAAUGACUCGGCCUUCAUGCUUGGAGAAGCAGCCAUCCCAGCUCGCACCAUAAUACUAGGAGCCAACCUUCUUAAAGGUUUAAAGGGUACAAGUAUUCAACUAAGAGUUAUUCUUGGGAUAGUUGUAACUCGCUACGUAAUUCUUCCUCUGCUCGGAAUUUUGAUAGUUAAGGGUGCACUCCAAGUUGGCAUUGUUCCGUCGGACGAUAAAUUGUUCGUAUUUCUUCUUCAUAUUCAAUAUGCAAUGCCACCCGCAAUGAACAUAGGUACGAUGACACAAUUGUUUGGAUCAGGCCAAAAUGAGUGUUCGGUAAUUAUGCUAUGGGCUUAUUCUUUGGCCAUUGUGGCUCUUACACUUUGGUCUAUUUUAUUUCUUUGGAUUGUCGCAUAAUAAAAUCUACUACAAGUCUACAAUAUCAUUUUCUUUGGCGGGAUUUAAUAGUCACGUUGUAGUUUGUUUAUACAAAGACACAAGGUAUAAGACUGUUUAGUUCUCCGUAGUAACAAGUACAAAUAUGGUCACAUGGAUUAUAUAGAGAACUCCCUUCGUCUCUUAA
This is a messenger RNA of Chenopodium quinoa (quinoa), 1514 nucleotides long. RefSeq names its product protein PIN-LIKES 3-like. Gene Ontology annotation, cellular component: membrane. Lineage: Eukaryota; Viridiplantae; Streptophyta; Magnoliopsida; Caryophyllales; Amaranthaceae. Gene Ontology annotation, biological process: endoplasmic reticulum to cytosol auxin transport. The transcript has 9 exons. The coding region runs from base 149 to 1348 and encodes 399 amino acids. The record is from RefSeq and is a predicted model, not a curated record.